AUGGCCUCAGCAAGCAACCCUGUUCCGCCCGAAGACGGCCCGAAGCUCGUGACGGAAAAGCAAUACAAGGACCAAAUGGCGUUCUAUGAGGGAAAGAUCGCGGGAGUAGUGCAAAAAUGGCGGAGUACGGCACCGGGCGAAGAAAAGGAAAUUAGGAGAUUAUGGAGGAAGCUCCACAAAUGGGUGACCGACGCGGGCGAGGCCGCGGGCAUCGCCGACGCGAACGGGUGGGACGUGGACAUGCCGUCGUUGGUGAUAUCCAGCAUGGAGGAAUUGGCAGCUCCAGCGGACUUGGAUCUGUAUCGAAGGUUCGCCCGAAUCAAACCGAACGACCCGAGGAUCGCGAGCAAUGAGUGGUUUACGGGGUCUCAAGAGCCUGCUACCCCUGGUAGGGAGCCGUCGCCUGUCGCGGGCGCGCUGCGACCGAUUCCCACCGCUCCCCGCCCGCACACGGCUGUUGCGUUCGCUCUCCCGCAGCACCAAGCCGACGAGAUGGAGACUUCGGCAAACCCUUCGAAACUCACCACCCACGGUGCCGUUGGGCCGAAGAACACGAAGACGAGUGCGUCCAUGAAAGGGAAGGGCAAGGAGCGUGCGAUCACCAUCGACUCCGAUGCGGACGACGACCGGGAGCCUCAGCAGGUUGUGCCGAAGGCUAAGAAGGCCCCGAGCAGCAAACCGAAGCCGAAGAAGCGGGCGGUCAGUGUCCCCGAGGUGGAAGAGGACGACCAGCCGGAACCAGGGGUGCCGAAGAAGAGGACGACGGCCGCCAGCAACGCGAAGGGAAAGGAGCGGGCGGUCAGGAUACCCGAAGAGGAACAGGACGACGAGCCGGAACAGGCUGUGCCGAAGAAGACGACGGCGGCGGCCAGCAAAGGGAAAGGAAAACAGCGAGCUGAGAGCGUCGUCGCCGACGAUCAAGACGACCGGGUACCGCACAAGAGUGUUCCGGUCCGCCCAAUCCUCAAGAAGGCGGUGUCGGAGAUCCCCUCCGAAUCCGAGCCGGAUGUAACUCCCGGCAUGGACCUCGAGAACCGGAUCGAAGAGGCCAUCGAAGUCGAUGAUUACCGGACUCUCGUCAAGAUCUGCAAAGCUGAGCGCGCGCGGUUGAACUUGGGAGAGUUUAAUUGGGCGGGCUCACACAACAAGCGGCGUGAGAAUUGGAUUCGCCUCAUGGACACGAAGUGCCAGCGGUGCCAUUCAAUGCACUGCUGGAUAUCGAGUGACCCCAGAAGAGACGUCACGACAUGCGACGAGUGCUUCCGCAAGCAUAGGCCCUGUGUCCCCUUCGACGCGGAGGUCCCAGUUGACCCCGAGUCCGGGAGGUCCCGCUCCCGAUCGCGCACUCCGUCGGCGGCGAAGGCUAACCCUCGGAAGCGAGCCCGAUCUGCGUCAGUGGCGUCAGUGGCCACUGUGCCCCCCGACACAGACCCUGAUGGCGGGGCGGACUCCGACACCGCCUCCGUCGCAAGUACGUCCUCCCGACGAAGCACGCGCAUAACCCGCCGCCCGUCAAAGCGGCCCCGCAUCGUGUCCGAGCCAGCGAAGCGGACGCGCGGACGCUCGCAGAGCAAGCGGAGGGAUGCUACGGUAGAACUACAAGUAGUCGAGACGCCCCGUGGGACGACCCCCAGCGACGUCGCCGGCCCUUCAGGCAGAGGACCUCAAGUCCAGCGACCAAGGGCAGUCCCGGCCUACAUCGGUUUACCCCCGUCCCGUUUGGCCUCUCUCCCUUCCGUGCAGGAAGGCGAGCGGUUUGUGAGCCUCGAAUCGUCGAGUGCUAUCUCGCGGGAGCUCCACACCUUGCGACGGGAGAAUGUAGAGCUCCGCGAUAAGUAUGACCAGCUUCGGCGGGACUUCCAGGAUCUGUGUGCGCACCUCGGUGUCGAAGGGCGUUUCAACCACGACAAUGUGCCCGAUGGCGCUGGAGGCCCUCUGCCGCGUCUGGUUCCGAUGCACCCACCCAUGAUCGACAACGAUGUCGAUAUGGAUCAGGACCGGGUGGCUCCCGCAGCCAUCACGCUGUCCGGGCAAGCCGACAAAGCCCAGGCCGAGGGUGUCGACAUCGGUGCGGGGAAUGAGAUCAAGGCGGGAGAGCGAUCCGAGAACUAUCCACCGUUGUUCGACGAUGAUGUCAACAUGGAUGAUGACCCGGUAGUUCCCAGCACCGGCGUGAUUUCUGGGCAACCCGAGACGGCCCAGGCCGAAGGUUUCGAUGUGGGGUCGGCGGAGUUACCGAAGAUGUCAGAGGGCUCCGGCGGGAGUCACUCGGGAAGUGUGACGCCUCAUUCUGAGACGGCGACUUCCCCACGACCUGUCCCCGAGAGCCCCGAUGUGUCCGGCGCAUCCGCCAAGUCACCGGGCAUGGCUGACGACGAGUGUGGGCAGAGUCAGCUGCCCGGUCAGGCUCAACAAGCACCGGGUCCCGCCGCCCAACCGUCCGAGGCACCUCCCCCACUUCCUGUUGCCCUCGGCGAGAUCUCGGGCGACACGCCCAAUAGCGAUAGGGAAGAGGAAGGCGGGGCGGGUGCAUACACUGAGCGGAACGUCAAUGACUCUCAAAGAACCGUGCCCGAAUCCACCCAAGAAUCGAUCCCCGCAACACCCGAUGCAUCCGACGACACCUCACACUCACACGAUGUGAAGGCCCCUGGCGCAUGUGCCAUUUCUGCCGAGGCAUCGGAUGCGGCAACACUCAAGGACGCCACAGUCCCGACUGCUACAUCCGCGGAUCCCGCCCACAUCGACCACCCUCCCGAGUCAGAUCCCGCCCACUUCGACCACCCAUCCGAGUCAAAGGAGGCCAUGGAAGCGAAUGGCGUCAUCUAUAUAUAUGGCACCCAGAUAGCAAACAAGGUGAAGCAGUCCAAGGAUCCGCGGUAUCAGGAUGCCGAUCUUAUUCGGAAGAUGUGGAAGGCCGUCCAAUCUCUGACGUUCAACAUCGCGGAUAUGUUACGGUCUGCCACGGAAAAGAAUUGGCUGGUGUAUGUGCCCCCCAUCGCCAUUUCCGCCAUGGAAGAGCUAGCCAGCAAUGCGUCGGACGACUGCAAGACACGGAUGGCCCGAAUCAAAGCUGAUGACCCAAGGGUCUUCAAGAACAGCUGGUAUUCUGCGAGCGCGCCGCCGGGCAUGUCCCACUUGUUUCCCAUAGCCGAUGCGGCCACGGCCCCUGGUUCAUCACAGCUCAGUGCUAUCCCCAGGAUGCCCCAAAAUGCUUCUCGCACUGUGGCGGACCACUGCACUCAACAACACCGUCUGCGACCCGGGAUGCAGUUUCCUUCGAGCUCCCUGACUUCGGUCGUGUUGCUAUGGACGAAAAUGGACCCGCCGAGCCUGGUGUCGCCCGAGUCCUCGGCCCACACCACCAAACAUGGAGGAUGCGUCGGCUACGCCCCAUUGGGAGUGCCUCAAGGCAUCGGACGACGAGGUGGACAGUGCCGGUAUGGUCCUCGGGCUGGUCAUGCAAGUGACCAGGGCAUCGAGCUGUUCGAGACUGCAGCUGAUGUCUCAUGCGAACUGUAUGAACUUCGGCAGGAGAACGCGAAGCUUCAUGUGAUGCACGACCAGCUUCGCGAGGACUUUGCGGCUUUGCGGCAGCGCCUCCUUGCAGAUACCAAGGCAACUGACUCGACCAAAAUGUCACACAACAGUGAUUAA
Molecule: messenger RNA, 3657 nt
Organism: Fomitopsis serialis
Lineage: Eukaryota; Fungi; Basidiomycota; Agaricomycetes; Polyporales; Fomitopsidaceae
Exons: 15
Coding region: 1-3657 (1218 amino acids)
Source: RefSeq, a predicted model, not a curated record